AGACGUAUUCAUGGAGUCUCUGCAAUUUCCCUCUCCUUCGAGGCUGUUUCUCUUCUCCUCUGAAAUCUCGUUAUAUAUUUCUGCGUUCUUUUUGCCUUUCUCCGCCUGGAGUUUGAUUGAUUUCUCUUCAUACUGUUUGGUACCACUAUGGCUAAUUAUACCCCUAAGAACAUCCUCAUAACUGGGGCUGCUGGGUUUAUUGCUUCGCAUGUUGCUAAUCGGCUCAUACGAAACUACCCAGACUACAAGAUUGUUUUGCUUGACAAGCUUGAUUACUGCUCGAACCUGAAAAACCUCCUUCCCUCCAAGUCAUCUCCAAACUUUAAGUUUGUGAAGGGUGAUAUCGGCAGUGCUGACCUUGUCAACUACCUCCUCAUCACCGAGUCUAUUGACACAAUCAUGCACUUUGCAGCACAAACUCAUGUUGAUAAUUCAUUUGGCAACAGCUUUGAGUUUACCAAGAACAAUAUCUACGGAACUCAUGUUCUGCUUGAAGCUUGCAAAGUCACUGGCCAAAUCAGGAGGUUCAUCCAUGUAAGCACAGAUGAGGUUUAUGGGGAGACAGAAGAGGAUGCUGUUGUAGGAAACCAUGAGGCUUCCCAACUUCUGCCAACAAAUCCAUACUCUGCUACAAAAGCUGGUGCUGAAAUGCUUGUAAUGGCAUAUGGUAGGUCGUAUGGAUUACCUGUGAUUACGACCCGUGGAAACAAUGUUUACGGUCCCAACCAGUUCCCUGAAAAAUUAAUCCCAAAGUUUAUUCUCUUAGCAAUGAGAGGGAAGACUCUUCCAAUUCAUGGGGAUGGGUCUAAUGUGAGGAGUUAUUUGUAUUGUGAGGAUGUGGCUGAGGCAUUUGAAGUCGUUCUUCAGAAGGGUGAAGUUGGCCAUGUUUAUAAUAUUGGAACAAAGAAGGAGAGGAGAGUGAUUGAUGUGGCCAAAGAUAUAUGUAAACUAUUUUCUAUGGAUCCCGAGACUAGCAUCCAGUUUGUCGAAAACAGACCAUUCAAUGACCAGAGGUAUUUUCUUGAUGAUCAGAAACUGAAGAACUUGGGAUGGUCUGAGCGAACAGUAUGGGAAGAGGGGUUGAAGAAGACCAUAGAAUGGUUCACUCAGAAUCCUGAUUGGUGGGGUGAUGUGUCCGGUGCACUGCUUCCACAUCCAAGAAUGCUGAUGAUGCCUGGUGGUAAACACUUCGAUUCUGAAGAAGGAAAAGAUUCAUCAUAUGAAACUGGUUCUAAUCAGACUCGAAUGGUGGUUCCAACCUCCAAAACUAGUAGUUCUCCCCCAAAAUCAGGCUUGAAGUUCUUGAUCUAUGGCAGGACCGGCUGGAUUGGAGGUCUACUUGGUCAGUUAUGUGAGAAACAAGGUAUUCCCUUUGAAUAUGGAAGAGGGCGCUUGGAAGAUCGCUCAUCACUGAUGGCAGAUAUUCAGAAUAUAAAGCCAACCCUUGUUUUUAAUGCUGCUGGUGUGACCGGUAGGCCCAAUGUUGAUUGGUGUGAAUCUCACAAAACCGAAACAAUCCGCACCAAUGUGGCUGGGACCUUGACCUUGGCAGAUGUUUGCAGAGAACAUGGGCUUUUGAUGAUGAAUUUUGCUACCGGGUGUAUAUUCGAGUAUGAUGCAGGACAUCCCGAGGGCUCUGGCAUUGGGUAUAAAGAGGAAGAUAAACCCAAUUUCAUUGGAUCCUUCUAUUCAAAGACCAAAGCUAUGGUUGAAGAGCUGUUGAAAGAAUACGACAAUGUUUGCACUCUAAGAGUUCGGAUGCCGAUUUCAUCUGACCUAAACAACCCUCGCAACUUCAUCACCAAGAUUUCACGCUACAACAAGGUAGUCAACAUUCCCAACAGCAUGACAGUCUUGGAUGAACUCCUGCCGAUUUCAAUCGAGAUGGCGAAAAGGAACCUGAAGGGUAUCUGGAACUUCACAAACCCUGGUGUUGUGAGCCACAACGAGAUCCUGGAGAUGUACAAGGCAUACAUUGACCCCAAGUUUCAGUGGGUGAACUUCACAUUGGAGGAACAAGCCAAGGUGAUCGUCGCCCCUCGAAGCAAUAACGAAAUGGACGCAUCCAAGCUGAGGAAAGAGUUCCCUGAUCUGCUAUCGAUCAAGGAAUCACUGGUUAAGUAUGUCUUCGAACCCAACAAGCGAACCUGAGCCUAUUAAAAGCAGGUUCCGGGACUAGAACCGAGUAUUGUCCUCUGCUUGCUGCUGCAUUUAGUUAUUUCCAGGAAUAUCACUUCAGUUUCAUUCAUUUGUUAAUGUUGUCUUCUACCACAUUAAUUUUACUAAAAUAAAACCUUAAGGUAUUACUA
Messenger RNA from Hibiscus syriacus, 2309 nucleotides. RefSeq names its product trifunctional UDP-glucose 4,6-dehydratase/UDP-4-keto-6-deoxy-D-glucose 3,5-epimerase/UDP-4-keto-L-rhamnose-reductase RHM1-like. Gene Ontology annotation, biological process: UDP-rhamnose biosynthetic process; auxin export across the plasma membrane; flavonol biosynthetic process. The record is from RefSeq and is a predicted model, not a curated record. The transcript has 4 exons. Gene Ontology annotation, molecular function: UDP-glucose 4,6-dehydratase activity; UDP-L-rhamnose synthase activity; dTDP-glucose 4,6-dehydratase activity. Lineage: Eukaryota; Viridiplantae; Streptophyta; Magnoliopsida; Malvales; Malvaceae. Bases 148 to 2151 code for a protein of 667 amino acids.